Molecule: messenger RNA, 4529 nt
Organism: Lepisosteus oculatus (spotted gar)
Lineage: Eukaryota; Metazoa; Chordata; Actinopteri; Semionotiformes; Lepisosteidae
Gene: lrtm1
Product: leucine-rich repeat and transmembrane domain-containing protein 1
Cellular component (GO): plasma membrane
Molecular function (GO): protein binding
Source: RefSeq, a predicted model, not a curated record
AGUAUCAUCUGACCUUACAAGGUUUGACAUGGCAUGGCUAAUAAGUACAAAGAAUGCCACAACUGGAUUUGAGAAGGCAGCUUUUAUUUUUGUCCCAUGAACUUCGGGCAGAUUAAAAAAAAUAUAUAUAAAAGCUAAGCUAUUAGAUUGUGAUUUGCAAAGCACAGCUGUCCGGUGCAAGCUGAUAAACAGUCUCUACAUGGUCUGCUGAACAGGGAAAGAGAAAGAGGAAGCCAGGGAGAGGGAACAGGAGUCAGAGAGAGAGCAGCCUUGUGGUUCAAUUCACAACUGAAACCCUGGCACAGGCAGAGGCUUAUUUGAACACCAAAGUUAACAACUCAGAUGGGGUCACUUUUGUCAUCUGCUGCACAACUCCAAUAUUUCUGGUGGGUGACACUGGAGCCUCAUGCUCACCUAUGAAGCUGUUUUGGAAGACACUAUUUUGCUGUCUGAUGCAGUACUGCAUUUUUCAUGUGGAACGAUAAUAAAGAGAAUCAGAUUAAGAAAGCCUUACAAAGGGGGUUUUCCAACAGCCAGCAAUGACAGAGCGUAUCGCCUUCACCCUCAUGGGCCUUCUUUUGAUACACCGGGUCAGUGGAUGCCCCAGAGAGUGUGCGUGCAAUCCUAAAGCCAAGACGGUCGACUGCCGAGAUAAAGGACUUUACGACAUUCCACGGAAUCUGCAGGUUGACACCCGGGAACUGUAUUUGCAGAACAACCGGAUUCGUGGCCUUAGUUCCAUGGCUUUCAGAGAGACACCCUUGCUGAAGAUUCUCGACCUGGCCAACAAUUCCAUCUCCAGUAUGUCUGCGAGCACUUUUCAGGGGCUGCAUGGACUGUUAGUUCUCAACCUUGCAAACAACUCCAUCAGAGAAAUUGACAAGAGACUGUUCAGCCCAAUAAAAACCCUGUCUGAACUGAAUUUAUCAUAUAAUCACAUCAGCAGUUUGCCGGGGACCCUGGCCGACAGCGUCAACAACCUCACCUGGCUAUCGGUCCGCCACAACCGACUGCAGAGACUCGACAGGACACUCCUGGUGUCCCUCACAAAACUGCAGGUCUUGUUUUUUCACAACAACCCCUGGAAAUGUGACUGUCAAGUCAUCGGGCUCAAGCUGUGGCUGGAGACCUUUAUCUUCAAAGGGGGAACAACCGAUGACAUCAAGUGCGCGCAGCCUGAGAACCUGAGAGAGAAAGACCUGAGGAAAAUUCCCUAUGAAAUGUUCCAGACGUGCCCUUGGACAAACUACAACUACCUGUUUGCCAAUAUCCACCACCUGGAGUCCGACCACCAGAUCCCCCGACUGCAUUCCCCAAGCGACCGAGGGAGCGAGAGUCUUCCGGAGUGCGAGCCGAAACAGAAGCCCCGCCCUGUCAACCUCCGUCACGCGAUCGCGACUGUCGUCAUUACCGGGGUCGUGUGUGGGAUCGUCUGCCUCAUGAUGCUGGCGGCAGCCAUUUACGGAUGUGCUUAUGCUGCAAUUAUGGCCAAGUACCAGAGGGAUCUCAAGAAAGUGGAACAAGUGGCUGAGGCACGAGAACCGGGACGCCCUGAAGAAAAGGAGCCUUUAGACGGCUCUCUUGCAUAAGAGAGAUCUUGAUUUGCUUUUGUGUUUUUGCAAUACAUGACCCCAUUAAUAUUGUGUCACAGAUGUACUGUAUAGUGGGCUCCACAUGCUGGAACUCAUAGCCGACUAUACCACCUGGCAAUUUUAAGGCACAAGGACCUUUCUCAACCCAACGGGUUCCUUGUGUCCCUCAGACCCACCAGUUCACCCACAGACUAGCAGAAGACAUUGGAGAGAUCCUGAUUUGCUUUUGUGUGCUUUUGUUUUUGGAAUACUUAAAUAAGUAGCUCCAUUAAUAUUGCGCUCAAAUAUACCAACAUGUUAUACUCAAGAGCGAAUGGGAGACAAAGUGGGAAAUAUUUGAAUAUGCAUAACAGGACAUUUAAAACCUUCUUUCAAAAAUAUUAGCUUUACAUUAGAUGCGGCUAAAACCAUCUAGUCUGUGUUACUCUACUUGAUGAAUCUGGACACAUAUGCUUCAGUAUGCCCAUAAAGAUCAUCAUUAUAGCCUUUUGAGUUUCUUGACUUUUAAAUGAGUGGCGUUAAAGAAUAUAUAAUAAAAAAAUUAAAUAGUUUUGGAAUCUAAAAUGUAGGAGCCAAAAAAAAACUUGGAUGCACUCUGGUUCAAAAGCAAUACAGUAUGUUGCUGUUCUAAAUAAAGACUGGAGAUUAUAGUGAGUGAGUUUGUAGUAAUAACUAAUUUAUCUGUGAUUUAAUUCAAAGCUUCAUUCAAGAAGGCAAAGGUCAGAUUCUCAAUGGACUGUAGUUGCCUUAAAUAAGCCGAAUUAUAAAUACCCUUUUUCUCUUAAAAAAUGGAACAUUGAGAUUUUUUUCCAAACACCCAUGAAAACGCAUGAAUACCUAAUGUACAGCUUCAACGAUAAUUGCUUUUCUUAAUGUGUGAUUUCUGGAAAAUCAGAGCUAAACAGGGAUAAAACCGGUUUCAGGUAUAGGAGGAUAAUAUUAUACACCACAGUACUUUAAAUUGUUUAAUGUAGCAUACAAAUUGCUAACCUGAAUUACAUUAGGGCAUAAAAGAAAUAAUGUUCCUAUUUCUAAUUUCAUAUUUUUCCUUCACAUACUAUAUACGUCUUACAUUCUCACAGCUAAAAAUUUAAAAUUAAGUUAAUAUUUAAUUGAGAAGAAUGCCUGAUAAUUUUGCUGCCAUGUGUAAAUAGCGCAAUUUCAGUAAAUACUGACACAAAAGACAGACAAAAAUAUAAUAACUCUGUAUGACAGAUGCAAACCUAAUAAAUAGGACAAAUGACAGGUAAAAGAGACCAUUAAACCAUCUCAAUUUAUUUAAUUAAAAUGCCCUGAAAAUAAAUUUCAGUCAAACUUUCAACAUACUGUAUACGUUCAUAAGGAUUGAAUAUCCAAAAUUUGGUCUUGAAUGAUACUACAGUGCAUAAAACAUAGUGACACAAUUUUAUGUGGUAUGAUGUCGCAAAUGUUAAAAAAGAAUUAAGAUUAAACAGCAAUGCAAUACAACUAUCCUCAGGCAAUAAUUUGUCUAUCCUAGCUCAUGCAAAAUUACCUUUGAUAAAUUUCCUAAAAUACAAAAAUUGUAAAGCAAUAAAUAACAAUCAAUGAAAAACUUCCUGUUCAUUACUGUAGGCAGCAGAAUUUGUUGUUUGUCACUGUUGUAUACAUAUUUAUACUGUACUGUAAGUAGCUGUAACCCCUCAGAAACAAUUAAUCUUUCCCCCUCUAACAUUCAUGGUACAGUACCUUUUGUAACUUACAGUUACUGUUAGAUGUGUGAGUUAUUCAAGUUUCAGAGAUACUGUUCAUUUUUACUAAUGUUUGAAAGAUAUUAUCAUAUCUAAAUAUGUUGUUUGUGUAUAAUGAGUGCAAUAGAUUGAAUACUAAACAAAUAAAGAUAUAUUUUCACUUGUGUAGAACACAGAAAAUGAUCUUGAUUUCUAUGGUAAACACAUGAAAAUGAAACUGAACUACAGUAUAUCUCAAUGCAGUCAUUUUCUUCACACGUCAGUGUGAGUACAGUAUGUGUAACAUUUCAGUUAUUUGUAUUCUUUUAUGAAGUUAAUGUAACACCCAAAAAACAAAAAAUGUUGUAGUAUGGAAACAAACCAUAACAGACCACAACUAAUCUUUACUCUAACUCUACUUACUGUACAGUAGUUAUAAUAAAUGUCAUCCAAUGUGAUACACGGUAAGGAUAACCAGAACAUUAUUUUAGUUGAACAUUAUGUAAUAGUUAUUCUAUACUAGAAGCAACUACACCAUUUUAUUGCAGUUUAUAAAAAAUAUCUUUGCAAUUAAUCUAAAAAUCUUGGAUUUGCAGGCCAAGAUCACUGUCUCUAUUCAGAGCUUAGACUUCUAGAGUAAACAUCAAAUAAAACCUACACAGAUGUGUUCUUACUUUAUAUUUUUCUAAUUAAUAUGGUACUUAAUUUUAAGACAGCACAAAACCUCAUGGUUCACAGCAAAUAUUUGUUCAAAUCAAAGGUUUUCUUCCAUGUUUUGUUCAAUCCCAGCUUCUUUGAAACAAAUCUUUUUCAGUAUUUCUUAUAUUACUCAGAGAUUUAUGCAUGUUUCUCUUCUGCCAGCACAACAAUCCUGCCUUCUGGCUGCUUCCUCCUAGUAUUUUUCAUGUCAAUGAAUUCAGCCAUUACAGAUUAAUUUGCUCGCUCUGCAUGUCUCUCUGCCUCAAUCUACAUCUCACUUUAAAUUCCCGUGCAUAUUUAUAUAGACUUCAUAGGAUCUUGAAUGCUAAUGUUUAGUGAAAAAAGCCAACAAAUAUUUCAUAUCAAAGAUUAAUAAAUAUAUAAACAUAGUAAAAGAACUGUGUGGGGAUUGAACUAACAAUACGCAAUUUAAAUUGUUGUAAUUACAAAAUAUGUUUUACUGAAUAUUUUGUGAAUUAUGAAUCAAUCUAAGAGGAAUUAACUGUUUUCCCCUAUAAUGUUUGUGUUGCUUAAAAUAAUUGUAUUCAUC